AUGACUGAUUCAGAUUCCGAUGAGGGUUAUCGCACCCCCAAGCUGAAACCCCAGGUUAUCCACUAUGGACUUAAGGAACCAACGCCGCCGCCGUUCGCAGUCGACGAGAAGGAGCAGUCGACCGACGCCGAAGAUGCGAAAAUUACAGGAGAGGGACCAUCGCCGGGAUCCCGUAAGCGCCUGCAGGAAAUCUCCACACAUGCCUCGGCGGAAGGCAACUCGGCGCUGAUUCGAAAUUUAGAGCCCAACCGUCCGGAUCUUGCUGAAUAUGAGAGAACUCACUCCAAGAUAGAUAGUCUCGUCGAAGAUGAUCACAAGCCGGGGUUGAAAGGGAAAAUUUUCCGAAACCCGGCGACGAAUGACUCGACCGGGCAACCGACGCUCCAAACGACGGCUCCACGCACGACCCAAUCCGAUCACGAAAAAGGGUUGAACGAGGCCGCAUCGCGUGCCCUUAAACUGCUUCAGCCGGACGCGCCGCUCCCGCCUCAAGAAAGCUUCUUCAACUCGAAGCCGCGGUCUCCCACGCUUCCGCUGCCGAGUAGCCCGGUGGAACCGAAACCCGACUCGCCGUUCAGCUGGAAUAAGCUCAUCAUUCCACCAUCGGAGGGCCCCACUCGGAAUACUCUUCCAGCGCUCCAUCCGCCGACCGCGAAUGCCAAUUCGCCUGAGAAUCACACCAGUCUGCCGUCGCUCCAAACCACGCUGUAUCGGAUGGGCGUUCCCCCAGAGCCACCCGGACCGACCAAUCGGACAUCGCCCUACUCCCUUCCCCCGGUCACCACGUCUCCCCCACAGAGGCUGCGGAAUGAUUUUACGUGGGAGACCCAGCGCCCGGGGCCGUUUCCCCCGCCGCAGAUCCCACCGAGCCCGUAUUCGCACAUGUCCCCGGCGAGUACGAAAGAUUUAUCCGCCGUGUCUUCGCCCGCCUCCCAGGCUCCCUACUGGCGCCCACCCCUUAAAUCCGACAUUCACUAUCUAACCUCCCCAUACGAUACGGCCAGCCCGGUAGGUAAGAGUCCAGCCGGGCACUACCCAACCCCGGUUGAUCCCACGCCACCGGCGGGGGGAUGCGAACGGAUGCCGUUCAGCCCCGCGAAUCCGUCGCCCAACGGGGUAGUCUCAUCAUAUAAAUGCCGCCAUCCUGGGUGCACAGCCCCCCCUUUCCAAACUCAAUACCUAUUGAACUCUCACGCAAACGUCCAUUCUCAAGACCGUCCCCACUUCUGUCCCGUAGACGGGUGCACUCGGGGCGUGGGUGGAAAAGGUUUCAAACGCAAAAACGAAAUGAUCCGGCAUGGGCUGGUUCACAAUUCGCCCGGAUAUGUGUGUCCAUUUUGUCCCGACCAGCAACAUAAAUACCCACGACCGGAUAAUCUCCAGCGACACGUACGGGUUCACCACGUGGACAAGAGUCGAGAUGACCCGGCGUUACACAGUGUCCUUUCUCUCAGACCCGAAGGUAGCACCCGUGGACGGCGACGACGAGCUCACGGGUAG
This is a messenger RNA of Aspergillus candidus, 1500 nucleotides long. RefSeq lists its product as uncharacterized. The record is from RefSeq and is a predicted model, not a curated record. The transcript is spliced from 3 exons. Gene Ontology annotation, biological process: regulation of transcription by RNA polymerase II. The coding region runs from base 1 to 1500 and encodes 499 amino acids. NCBI's taxonomy places the organism in Eukaryota, Fungi, Ascomycota, Eurotiomycetes, Eurotiales, Aspergillaceae. Gene Ontology annotation, cellular component: nucleus.